AAUGCUGUUUCUGUAUACAGCUGCCAGGAUUAUCUCAGUAAGAAGAGAGACAGCAAUUCUCAGCAGAGCAGGAAAUACUUCAGGUUCUGCUAUUCACAGAGACAGGCAGAGGUUGGUCCUAUAUGUGAAACUCUUCUGCCUUAUGGGUCUCACAUGGAUCACCGAGAUCAUCUCAUGGGCUGUAGGAGGGGCAGACUACUAUUGGUACAUCACAGACAUUGUCAACAUGUUACGAGCAGUCCUCAUAUUUGUCAUAUUCUGCUGUAAGAAAAGUGUGUUAAACCUUCUGAGGGUUCGUUUAGAGUCAUUUCUACCAUGUGCAAAACGGAUAACUUGUGGGAAAAGUGGCACAUCUUUGUCUGACCCUACUAGUUCACUCCAGCUGACAACUAGCAUCAAGAGGAGCACUAAAACACCAAGCCACGAUACUUGACAAGCCUGCACUUAAUAAUACCUUAUUCUAUCCUUUUAUGUACAAUAAGAAUGGAGGACUAUAAUUCCUUUUGCUACUGAACUGAGUGAAUACCAACUGUAAUAUUGUUUUUAGGCCAGUUAAGAAAUAUAAGUUAUGACACAAA
Molecule: messenger RNA, 578 nt
Organism: Zootermopsis nevadensis
Lineage: Eukaryota; Metazoa; Arthropoda; Insecta; Blattodea; Termopsidae
Source: RefSeq, a predicted model, not a curated record